AUGCCCAUCUUAAAUGGCAGUGCCGCAACAGAAUUCAUUUUGCUGGGGUUCACGGAUCGCCCAGAGCUCCAGCCUGUCCUCUUUGUGCUGUUCCUGGCCAUUUACCUCAUCACCCUCUCAGGCAACCUGGGCAUGGUGGUGUUGAUCCAGCUGGACUCUCGCCUGCACACACCCAUGUACUUCUUCCUCAGGAACUUGGCCUUCGUGGACUUGUGUUACACCUGCAAUGCAACUCCACAGAUGCUGAGGAAUUUCUUAUCAGAGAGGAAGACCAUCUCCUUUGGGGGCUGCUUUACACAGUGCUUCAUUUUCAUUGCUCUUCUCCUCACAGAGUUUUACAUACUGGCUGCAAUGGCCUAUGACCGCUAUGUGGCCAUAUGUGACCCUCUGCGCUACAGUGUGAAAAUGUCCAGGAGAGUGUGCAUCUGCUUGGCCACAUGUCCUUAUGUGUAUGGUUUUUCUGAUGGGCUCUUCCAGACCAUUCUGACCUUCCGCAUGACCUUCUGUAGGUCCAAUGUCAUCAACCACUUCUACUGUGCUGACCCACCGCUCAUCAAGCUCUCCUGCUCUGACACUCACAUCAAAGAGCACGCCAUUUCCAAAAUGCCCAUCUUAAAUGGCAGUGUUGUAACAGAAUUUGUUUUGCUGGGGUUCACGGAUCGCCCAGAGCUCCAGCCUGUCCUCUUUGUGCUGUUCCUGGCCAUUUACCUCAUCACCCUCUCAGGCAACCUGGGCAUGGUGGUGUUGAUCCAGCUGGACUCUCGCCUGCACACGCCCAUGUACUUCUUUCUCAGGAACUUGGCCUUCGUGGACUUGUGUUACACCUGCAAUGCAACUCCACAGAUGCUGAGGAAUUUCUUAUCAGAGAGGAAGACCAUCUCCUUUGGGGGCUGCUUUACACAGUGCUUCAUUUUCAUUGCUCUUCUCCUCACAGAGUUUUACAUACUGGCUGCAAUGGCCUAUGACCGCUAUGUGGCCAUAUGUGACCCUCUGCGCUACAGUGUGAAAAUGUCCAGGAGAGUGUGCGUCUGCUUGGCCACAUGUCCUUAUGUGUAUGGUUUUUCUGAUGGGCUCUUCCAGACCAUCCUGACCUUCCACAUGACCUUCUGUAGGUCCAAUGUCAUCAACCACUUCUACUGUGCUGACCCACCGCUCAUCAAGCUCUCCUGCUCUGACACUCACAUUAAAGAGCACGCCAUGCUCAUCUCGGCUGCAUUCAACCUCUCCAGCUCCCUCACCAUCAUCCUGGUGUCCUAUGUCUUCAUCAUCACGGCCCUCCUCAGGAUGAAAUCAGCAGAGGGAAGGCGCAAGGCAUUCUCCACCUGUGGAUCUCACGUGGUGGCUGUCACCUUGUUUUAUGGGACUCUCUUCUGCAUGUAUGUAAGACCACCAACAGAAAAGACUGUUGAGGAAUCCAAAAUAAUAGCUGUCUUCUACACCUUUGUAAACCCAUUGCUUAAUCCCUUGAUCUACAGUCUGCGGAACAAAGAUGUAAAGCAGGCCUUGAAGACUGUCCUCAGAAGAAAUGUCAUCAGGACAAUGUCAACCCCUCCACUUGCACAUAAACCCUAA
Molecule: messenger RNA, 1572 nt
Organism: Sciurus carolinensis (gray squirrel)
Lineage: Eukaryota; Metazoa; Chordata; Mammalia; Rodentia; Sciuridae
Product: olfactory receptor 5M11-like
Exons: 2
Coding region: 1-1572 (523 amino acids)
Biological process (GO): sensory perception of smell; G protein-coupled receptor signaling pathway
Cellular component (GO): membrane
Molecular function (GO): G protein-coupled receptor activity; odorant binding; olfactory receptor activity
Source: RefSeq, a predicted model, not a curated record